Closterium sp. NIES-65 is the source of this 381-nucleotide messenger RNA. The record is from the annotation of a GenBank genome assembly. Lineage: Eukaryota; Viridiplantae; Streptophyta; Zygnematophyceae; Desmidiales; Closteriaceae.
UCUCGUUCUGCACUGGAUAAAUUCCAGCUCAACCGUCCUCAACCUCGCACUUGAGACCUCCAAGCCCGGCUGGGCGGCAGUGGGGUGGUCGGUGGACGGCAGAAUGGCAGGAAGCGACGCCGUGGUCGGCAAUAGUAACACCCCCGGCCUGUACACGCUGACGUCUACCUCGCCCGGUGAUCAACAUUUGAUGGUCACGACAAGCUUGGUCGGCGGUAUAGAAACGACGCCAAAUCUGAAAUACCCCGACGGGAAGUUUAUCAAAUUUUCUCGCACGGAGGGAACCGGGCAAGUGCCUGUGAAGCUGUCUGGUCCCUCCGCAAUUAUCUAUGCUUUUUCGGCAGACGGAUCCACGACCUUUUCCUACCAUGGGCCCAACAG